AUGCUCCCAGAUGGAGGAUUUGACUUGAUAUAUCUGGACGCUGAAAAGAAGAAGUAUGCCGAAUAUAUCGCGUGUAUUUUAGACCCCGACAGACCCCUGCUUGCGCCUAAGGGGGCUCUUUUAAUAGAUAAUACUCUGUGGGGGAGGGGACAUGAUGGAAAGAGGCCCUCGUGGGAAGACGAAGCCGCAGAGGAUGCACCUCGUACCAGAAGAUACUCCAGCAUUGCGGAGUCCAUGAAAGCCCUACGCGAGGCUUUACGCAAGGAUCCGCGAAUAUCUCACGGAUGGAAUGCAGAUAGCUCCCCUCUGUGCGUGCAGGUGCUGCUGCCUGUGGGCGAUGGUCUCUCCAUCGUGACUUGGGCAACCCCAGCAUCCAACGUUUUGCCUUAA
Molecule: messenger RNA, 390 nt
Organism: Eimeria mitis
Lineage: Eukaryota; Apicomplexa; Conoidasida; Eucoccidiorida; Eimeriidae
Exons: 2
Coding region: 1-390 (129 amino acids)
Molecular function (GO): O-methyltransferase activity
Source: RefSeq, a predicted model, not a curated record